AUGGAGGCACGUCGCUCGCCGUGGAAGUCGAAAGCAUCAGCCUUUGGUAAUUGGAGCCUCCUUGGCGAUGUGAAGCCCGGACUUGUUCCAGAGGUUCCAGCGCCUUCAUUCCUGGAGGCUUCCGCUUUGAGAUCGGAUCCGGAGUUACCUGCGCCUUCGUCCUCUGUUCUGUCUCCCUUUCCGGUGGCUUCUACCUUGGGUUCAGAUCUUCAGAGCUCCCCCCUCAUCAGACCGUGGGGGUGUCUGAGACUCCGGCCCCUUCAUCAGCUACAAUGGAUUCUACGGCUGGCUCGGGUCCAUUGGGCCCCACCUCCCAUCAGUCCUCGAGAGGUCUUCUAAACCACUCGAGGUGAAAUAACGGCCAGAUGCCCUCAGCCAUUUCACCAGCUCGGAACUGCUGAAGAUUGAUUUUGAAGAACUGAUUCUAGCUCUGAAAGAUUCCAAAAAAGGCCCGGUACCAUCGCUGGGUCACGGCUGUGAAAGAUUCAGCAGGCUACUGGCAUUACACACCUGGCUAAAAGACUACUGUAGCUCUCUUGGCAUAACGUUUAUAGAUAACUUUGAAACAUUUUGGAAAAAAAAGAUGCUCUACAGCCUUCAAACUCAACUCUGGACCUCAAAGCCAGUUCCAUUGCAUUUUUGUAUUGCUCCCCUCUAAUUAGGGACUGAUUUAGACCUGGGACACCAGAUGUGUGCAAUUAAUUAUCAGGUAGAUCAGAAAACCAGCAGGCUCUGGACUUUGUAAAGUAAGAGUUGAAUACCCCUGCUCUACAGGAAUGACGGAGUCCAUCCAAAUCAUCUUGGCUCCUGGACCCUGUUAGCUCAUUUAAAGGCUGCGUUGUGACAAUGACUUAUCAGUGACCCAAGCCCUGCUCAGAUAAUCCCUACUAUUGUGUAGCUGAAUUGUCGUAGUGCUGCUGCAAAUGUACACUGUCCCAGGGGCGUUGGCAGUCAUAAUGUAAGUAACCUAAUGUAUGUCCCUCUAACUCCCCUGAAUGCCUCUGUCAGUAUGAUAAAUGUAUGCACUCACUAAAUGUAAGUCGCUCUGGAUAAGAGUGUCUGCUAAAUUACUAAAAUGUAAAAAAAUUAAAAUAAUCCUACAGCUAUUGUAUGCAGUAAUAAUUCACCUAUGAACCUGAGUUGUACUGUUAGCACUGAGGCAGUUUGCCCUAGUAGGAAGUCACCCUGCACUAUCAGCUCGAACAUAAAUAUCACUGUCAAGUCUAUCUCAGAUAAGCCUCCCAGUAAAGCUAUAAAUACCAUUGAGAAUUCCCGAAAAGUGCUAAAAAAUUAGCCCACAUUAACAUACUGUAUGUAGCCUAAGAAACAAGGUUAAUGAAAUAGAAAACUUGCUAGUAACAUAUAACAUUAAUAUACGGUGCCUUCGGAAAGUACUCAGACCCCUUGACUUUUUCCACAUUUAGUUACGUUACAGCCUUAUUCUAAAAUGGAUUCAAUAAAUAAAAAUCCUCAGCAGCUACACACAAUACCCCAUAAUGAAAAAGUGAAAACAGGUUUUUAGAAAUCUUUGCAAAUUUAUAAAAAAUAAAAAACAUAAAUAUAUUAUUUACAUAAGUAUUCAGACCCUUUGCUAUAAGACUCGAAAUUGAGCUGAGGUGCAUCCUGUUUCCAUUGAUCAUCCUUGAGAUGUUUCUACAACUUGAUUGGAGUCCACCUGUGGUAAAUUCAAUUGAUUGGACAAGAUUUGGAAAGGCACACACCUGUCUAUAUAAGGUCCCACAGUUGACAGUGCAUGUCAGAGCAAAAGCCAAGCCAUGAGGUUGAAGGAAUUGUCCGUAGAGCUCCGAGACAGGAUUGUGUCAAGGCACAGAUCUGGGGAAGAGUACCAAAACAUUUCUACAUAAUUGAAAGUCCCCAAGAACACAGUGGCCUCCAUCAUUCUUCAAUGGAAGAACUUUGGAACCACCAAGACUCUUCCUAGAGCCGGCCGCCCGGCCAAACUGAGCAAUCGUGGGAGAAGGGCCUUAACUCCCCUCCCAGGGAGGGGACCAAUAACCCAAUGGUCACUCUGACAGAGCUCUAGAGUUCCUCUGUGGAGAUGGGAGAACCUUCCAGAAGGACAACCAUCUCUGCAGCACUCCACCGAAGCCACUCCUGCACAUGACAGCCAGCUUGUUUGCCAAAAGGCACCUAAAGACUCUCAGACCAUGAGAAACAAGAUUAUCUGGUCUGAUGAAACCAAGAUUAAACACUUUGGCCUGAAUGCCAAGCGUCACGUCUGGAGGAAACCUGGCACAAUCCCUAUGGUGAAGCAUGGUGGUGACUGCAUCAUGCUGUGGAGAUGUUUUACAGCGGCAGCGACUCGGAGAAUAGUCAAGAUUGAGGCAAAGAUGAACGGAGCAAAGUACAGAGAGAUCCUUGAUGAAAACCUGCUCCAGAGCGCUCAGGACCUCAGACUGGGCCGAAGGUUCACCUUCCAACAGGACAACAACCCUAAGCACACAGCCAAGACAACGCAGGAGUGGCUUCGGGACAAGUCUCUGAAUGUCCUUGAGUGGCCCAGCCAGACCCAGACUUGAACCCAUCAAACAUCUCUGGAGAGACCUGAAAAUAGCUGUCCAGAAAUGCUCCCCAUCCAAGAUGACAGAUCUUGAGAGGAUCUGCAGAGAAGAAUGGGAGAAACUCCCCAAAUACAGCUGUGCCAAGCCUUUAGCGUCAUGCCCAAGAAGACUCGAGGCUGUAAUCGCUGCCAAAGGUGCUUCAACAAAGUAAUGAGUAAAGUAAUGUUCAGAGUCUUAAUCCUGUAAAGUUUAGAGAGGAUCUCAUGUCAAAUGCUGUUGAAGUAAUAUGCCUACAGGUUCACCUGCCUCACCUAAAGCCCAUUAUUGUGGGAAGCUGCUAUAGACUAACAAAUGCUAACAGUCAGUAUCUGGAUAAUAUGUGUGAAAUGCUUAAAAAUGUACGUGAUAUCGACAGAGAAGUAUAUUUUCUGGGUGACCUAAAUAUUGACUGGCUUUCAGUAUCCAAAUCCAUCAGAUGGUGUUAUUUAAUGGAAACCUCUCCUACAUAAUCCAGGUAGAGUCAGGCAUUCCCCAGGGCAGCUGUCUAGGCCCUUUACUGCAACACUUAACAAAGAGUUGUAGUGAAUUUCAGAAUGGGUGGUAAGAAAUAAGUUUGUCCUAAAUAUUUAAAAACUAAAAGCAUUGUAAUUUGGACAAAUCCUUCACUAAACCCUAAACCGCAACUAUCUCUUGCAAUGGAUGUGGAAAUUUAGCAAGUUGAGGAAAGUAAACUGCUUGGAGUAACCCUGGAUUGUAAACUGUCAUGGUCAAUAUAUUAACACAACAGUAGCUAAGAUGGGGAGAGGUCUGUCCAUGAUAAAGCGCUGCUCUGCCUUCUUAACAACACUAUCAACAAAGCAGGUCCUACAGGCCCUAGUUUUGUCUCACCUGGACUACUGUCCAGUCGUGUUGUCAAGUGCCACAAAUAGGGACAUAGCAAAAUUAAAAUUGGCCCAGAACAGGGCAGCAUAACUGGCCCUUAAAUGUACACGGAGAGCUAACAUUAAUAAUAUGCAUGUCAAAUUCUCCUGGCUCAAAGUAGAGGAGAGAUUGCCUUCAUCACUAAUUGUAUUUGUGAGUAUUGACAUGUUGAAUGCACCGAGCUGUCUGUUGAAGCUACUAGCACACAGCUCAGACACCCAUGCAUACCCCACAAGACAUGCCACCAGAGGUCUCUUCACAGUCCCCAAGUCCAGAAGAGACUAUGGGAGGCACACAGUACUACAUAGAGACAUGACUACAUGGAACUCUAUUCCACAUCAAGUAACUCACGCAAGCAGAAAAAUAAGAUUUCAAAAACUGAUAAAAAUGCACCUUAUGGAACAGCAGGGACUGUGAAGAGACACACACAGGCACAGACAUACACAUACACAUGAUAACUAUACACACACGUACAAAAGGAUUUUGUGUUGUAAAUAUGUGGUAGUAAAGUAGUGGCCUGAGAGCACACACCUAAAUAUUUUGUGAAAUGUAUUGUAAUGUUUUAAAAAUGGUAUGCCUUCAUUUUGCUGGCCCCAGGAAGUGUAUCUGCUGCCUUGGCAGCAGCUAAUGGGGAUCCAUAAUAAAUACAAAUUUAACCAUGGAAGCACGGACACCGUUAGAGGUGUGAAGACUGAUGAAAACUUUUAUUGACUAAAUAAAUGUUACUGUGUGAAUUAAAUUGUCAUGUUUGGAUUGUUUCAAGAGUUCAUAAAGAGCUAUGAAUUUUUAUAUGUUUUAUUGUACUGUAAGUGCUAUGGAUUUAUUGUUAAAGGGAAACUGUGUUAUUCUGUUAAUCGGAUGGCGUAUAGUUCAAAGAGGAGCAACACAGGGGUGUGCUAUUAUUAUACAGUUUUGAGGUGUGGUGAUUAGAUGAGAGAAUUCAUAUUAAGUUUUAUGCCUUUUGUGUUAAUGUUUUGGGCCAUGCUAAGUGAUGUUAAUUUGACUACGGAAUAUACUAGGAUUUAGCUCUCUCUGAAUAAUAAAAGCUGAGUUUAAACUUUGAUCAAGGAGUCAUUGGUAAUUGGUAGUGGGGAAUUGUCUAUGUUUUUAAGACGUAGAAUAUUUUGUAUUAUUUUUAUCGUGAAGAUUUCUGGUAUGUACCAUUUGAUAAUUGUAUUCUUAUUGCAUAACUGUAAUAAAUCUGAUUACUUUUAAAUGGAAACGAACCGUAGUCCUUACAUUUCUGAGUAAUAUUCCUUUAAUUAUUGUUUGGUGUAUUGUCUUAUGGUAAAUGUUAUUCACAAUACACAUAGCAAUGUAUGCUUGGCCUCUUAACUGUGCAGCUCUGAGCUAAGGUUAACUCAAUCAUUUAAUUCUAGGACAUUUACUGCACGAUAUUAGCUCCUUGUCCCUUAGCCUCUUAAUAAUUGCAUAACAGUAAACCUAGACACGUGCAUCUGAUAGUAUUCCGAGUGGUGGCACAAGGCUCCCUACCUUAACUAGUUUCAUUGGAUACGAUUAUGGGCCUCUAGCAUUCACAUGAUAAUGGAGUCAGAUGGUAGUAUGGUCAUAUUCCCCUACACCAAUUCUCUGUCAUCCUCAGAGUAAGGGGAUUUUCACUAAUCUACACUCUCACCAUGGAAACAGAGGGUCUGUCGACACGAACGUGCGUCGCUAAAACAUUCCUAUAUCAACGCCUUUUUGUUCCAACAUUGACGGAGCCAAGUCUAUCGGGACUUGUAACUGCCUGUAACUCACGUUCAUUAGAGAAAUGUUCACACUAAUUGCUUCUCUCCCUGUGUGUGUCUCUGUCUGUCUGUGUGUGUGUGCGUGUGUGUGUGUGUAUGUGUGUGUGUGUGUGUGUAUGCAUGUAAAUUUGCAUGCUCGAAUAUACACUGAGUGUACAAAACAUUAGGACCCACUGCUCUUUCCAUGACAUAGACUGACCAGGUGAAUCCAGGUGAAAGCUAUGAUCCCUUAUUGAUGUCAGUUGUGAAAUCCACUUCAAUCAGUGUAGAUGAAGGGGAGGCGUCAGGUUAAAGAAGGAGUUUUAAGCCUUGAGACAAUUGAGACAUGGAUUGUGUAUGUGUGCCAUUCAGAGGGUGAAUGGGCAAGACAAAAUAUUUAAGUGUCUUUGAACGGGGUAUGGUAGUAUGUGCCAGGUGCACCGGUUUGAGUGUGUCAAGAACUGCAACGCUGCUGGGUUUUUCACACUCAACAGUUUCCCAUCCACCACCCAAAGGACAUCCAGCCAACUUGACACAACUGUGCGAAGCAUUGGAGUCAACAUGGGCCAGCAUCCCUGUGGAACGGCUUUCGACACCUUGUAGAGUCCAUGCCCUGACGAACUGAGGAUGUUCUGAGGGCAAAAGGGGGUGCAACUAAAUAUUUGGACGGUUUUCCUAAUGUUUUGUCCACUGUGUACAGUAUGUACACAGGGUCCUCCCCUCCAUGUCUCCGACCACUACUUUGUUUCCUUUUCUCUCUCGCUCUCCUCCCACACUACUCACUCUGCCCCUACACAGAUGGUAAUGCGCCGCCGCAACCUUCGCUCUCUCUCUCCCACUACUCUCUCCUCUUCCAUCCUAUCAUCUCUUCCCUCUGCUCAAUCCUUCUCCCUCCAAUCUCCUGAUUCUGCCUCCUCAACCCUCCUCUCCUCCCUUUCUGCAUCCUUUGACUCUCUGUGUCCCCUAUCCUCCCGGCCGGCUCGGUCCUCCCCUCCAGCUCCGUGGCUUGAUGACUCACUGCGAGCUCACAGAACAGAGCUCCGGGCAGCGGAGCGGAAAUGGAAGAAAACUAAACUCCCUGCCGACCUAGCAUCUUUUCACUCCCUCCUCUCUACAUUUUCUUCAUCUGUUUCUGCUGCUAAGGCCACCUUCUACCACUCUAAAUUCCAAGCAUCUGCCUCUAACCCUAGGAAGCUCUUUGCCACAUUUUCCUCCCUCCUGAAUCCUCCCCCCCCCCCCCCCCUCCUCUCUCUCUGUGGAUGACUUCGUCAACCACUUUGAAAAGAAGGUUGACGACAUCCGAUCCUCGUUUGUUAAGUCUAAUGACACUGCUGGUCCUGCUCACACUGCCCUACCCUAUGCUUUGACUUCUUUCUCCCCUCUCUCUCCAGAUAAAAUCCUGCGACUUGUGACUGCAGGCCGCCCAACAACCUGCCCGCUUGACCCCAUCCCCUCCUCCCUUCUCCAGACCAUCUCCGGUGACCUUCUCCCCUACCUCACCUCGCUGAUCAACUCAUCCUUGACCGCUGGCCAUGUCCCUUCCGUCUUCAAGAGAGCGAGAGUUGCUCCCCUUCUCAAAAAACCAACACUCGACCCCACUGAUGUCAACAACUACAGACCAGUAUCCCUUCUUUCUUUUCUUUCCAAAACUAUUGAGCGUGCCGUCUUUAGCCAACUCUCUUGCUAUCUCUCUCAGAAUGACCUUCUUGAUCCAAACCAAUCAGGUUUCAGGACUGGUCAUUCAACUGAGACUGCUCUUCUCUGUGUCACGGAGACUCUCCGCACUGCUAAAGCUAACUCUCUCUCCUCUGCUCUUGUCCUUCUAGACCUGUCUGCUGCCUUUGAUACUGUGAACCAUCAGAUCCUCCUCUCCACCCUCUCCGAGCUGGGCAUCUCCGGCGCGGCUCACUCCUGGAUUGCGUCCUACCUGACCGGUCGCUCCUACCAAGUGGCGUGGCGAGAAGCUGUCUCCGCACCACGUGCUCUCACCACUGGUGUCCCCCAAGGCUCAGUUCUAGGCCCUCUCCUUUUCUCCCUAUACACCAAGUCACUUGGCUCUGUCAUAUCCUCACAUGGUCUCUCCUAUCAUUGCUACGCUGACGAUACACAACUAAUCUUCUCCUUUCCCCCUUCUGAUAACCAGGUGGCGAAUCGCAUCUCUGCAUGUCUGGCAGACAUAUCAGUAUGGAUGACGGAUCACCACCUCAAGCUGAACCCUGGCAAGACGGAGCUGCUCUUCCUCCCGGGGAAGGACUGCCCGUUCCAUGAUCUCGCCAUCACGGUUGACAACUCCGCUGUGUCCUCCUCCCAGAGUGCGAAGAGCCUAGGCGUGACCCUGGACAACACCCUGUCGUUCUCCGCCAACAUCAAGGCGGUGACCCGCUCCUGCAGGUUCAUGCUCUACAACAUUCGGAGAGUACGACCCUGCCUUACACAGGAAGCGGCACAGGUCCUAAUCCAGGCACUUGUCAUCUCCCGUCUGGACUACUGCAACUCGCUGUUGGCUGGCCUCCCUGCCUGUGCCAUUAAACCCCUACAACUCAUCCAGAAUGCCGCAGCCCGUCUGGUGUUCAACCUUCCCAAGUUCUCUCACGUCACCCCCCUCCUCCGCACACUCCACUGGCUUCCAGUUGAAGCUCGCAUCCGCUACAAGACCAUGGUGCUUGCCUAUGGAGCAGUGAGGGGAACGGCACCUCUGUACCUUCAGGCUCUGAUCAGUCCCUACACCCAAAUGAGGGCAUUGCGCUCAUCCACCUCUGGCCUGCUGGCUCCCCUUCCUCUGCGGAAGCAUAGUUCCCGCUCAGCCCAGUCAAAACUGUUCGCUGCUCUGGCACCCCAAUGGUGGAACAAGCUCCCUCACGACGCCAGGACAGCGGAGUCACUCACCACCUUCCGGAGACAUUUGAAACCCCACCUCUUUAAGGAAUACCUGGGAUAGGAUAAAGGAAUCCUUCUACCCCCCCCCCCCCCAAUUGUAAAGUGGUUAUCCCACUGGCUAUAGGGUGAACGCACCAAUUUGUGAGUCGCUCUGGCUAAGAGCGUCUGCUAAAUGACGUUAAUGUGCCCUUGAGCAAGGCACUUAACCCUAAUUGCUCCUGUAAGUCGCUCUGGAUAAGAGCGUCUGCUAAAUGACUAAAAUGUAAAUGUAAAUGUAUGUGGGCUCUAUUUUAACAAACCUAACGCAAUGGUAAAUAUUAGCGCUGGCGGUAGCUAGGUCUGGGGGGGAUGUCCAAAAUAUUGUUGCUAUUUUCACAGCAGGAAUAAUGGGCGCAGUAGCUUGUGGUGGCGUGAAAGGGCUCGGGUUUUGAUGAAUAAAUAAGUCGUAGGUAUGUCAAGUUGUGCAUUUACGGUCUUUUAUGUAUUGCAUUGUCAUCAACUCCAAAUUGAACGUUAGUCCGUUAUAGCCUAGUUUGAUAAAUAUCCUACAGAAAUAUAAUAACUAAAUGGUCUAGGCCUAACCAAUCUUUGCUAAAUAAUUGUCACAUGUUUACAGUCCACAUUGUUCUAAGUUAUUGCAUUGCUUCAAAAUGGAAAUGUAUUGUUAAAUAUACCAUUCGCACUGAUAUAGGGGCCAGGCCUACUGUAAAUUGCAUUAGGCCGAAGUCUGAGCCAUGGACAUACCAAACGUUGUCAAUAAACAAGAUUCAAUUCACAAUUGAUAAGGCCUAAAAAAAAGUUAAUAAUUCUAGAAAAAGUUUAAUCUAAAUGAAACACCAACUUGUUUUAAAUAGUCAAUGUCUAAAUACAGUUAUAGGCACCAUAAUUGCUCCCUGUGGGCAUAUGAUAUAAAGGCAACGUAGAAUAUGGACGGUUUUAUGCACAUCCAAACUUUUCACAGGAGCUGUACAAAGAUCCAAUAUAAAGAGAAAGGUGGAAUGUCCACUCACUGUUAUUUUAUAAACAUCAUGGAACCAUCUUACAGAUCCCAUUCGCACAAGCAUGAUAUCAUAUUUCACAUCUCUUGUUCCAUGAGCAUAAGGCAGUGUGCACACAUAGGCCUAAACGUAUUUACGCAUAACUUUCACACGUCUAUACAAAUUACUAGGCUCCUGUAAAUUCUAUCAUUGCCUAUGUGUGAAGCACAUUACCUCAAUAAGCAAUAUACAUCUACCAUUGAUAUGGCAUUAUAGGAGGACUGAAUAAUUUAAAUACGUUUGGAGGAGCGCGUCUUUGGUAAUCGAACGAGGGGCGCUCUUUGAAAAUGGGGAUGGAUACUUGAACAAGCGAAGUAUGCAGGUAUUUGAAUUGUGAAUCAUGAAAAAGCAAGAGGUCAAAAACCUCCAAAAUAUUUAAAGGCACUCUCAGUAGACAAUUCAAAACCCCUUUAUUGAUAUGUUUACUUGGCUAAUGCAUGGCCAGGAUAAAAAAGACGCAGCUAUGUGAAGUUGCUAAACCAGCCUUGAUUUAGGGGAGGGGACGGUAGCCUACGCUUGGUCUUAAAUAAAAUUAAACUAAAUGAGGGAAAAUAGUUUCUUAUGUUUCUAAAUACGAGGUUCACCGGCACAAAAGGCACAUCUCUCGUUCCAUGGGCACUGUGCGUCACGGCUGGAUAGGCUCCACUUCCGCUCUCAAAAUCCAUGCCAUAACCAACUGCCUUAACUCUAAGACCAGCUUUUGAUUGGUCUUAAAUACCCCCACCAGCGCUGCCUGAAAUUGGAACUUUAGGGCAAGUUUUAAAGGACACACCUCAGAUAUUGCCACCCCUCCCACCUCAGCAUAAGCAAGCGCAUAUAAGAUCGGUACAUUACCAAUCCUAGUGCAAGCGUUGGUGAAAAAUAUGGGUUGUUUAUGAAUUUAAAGGACCAAUAAAAUGGGAUAAAAAACGUAGCUGCAUGAUUUUAGGCAGGUAGCAACCACCACAGGGUGUCCGUUCAGAACACGAGGAAGCCGUAGUUCCAGUUCAAGGUUUAAUGAAGAGCCACACACACACAUACAACACCACUCUCUCUGAUACUAAUUGUGGUUCAGUAUAGAAAAGAUGAGAACUUAGGCUAUAGCACAGUAUGGGAAAAAUAUGCCUAUUUUCAUGUCAACAACUAAACAUGCUUUGUGGACCCAAACACAUGAUAGAUGCACAAAGAACAAUAGAGAAAUGUAGAAAUAACUACACAUUAUAAAACAACAUAAUAAGCAUGAGCGAUCUACAACCGAAAAUAGCCUAGCACCACAGACAAAUGUUAAUAAUUGCUAAUCGCUAAUAAGCAUGCUAAAUAGUCAUGCAUUCCAGAUGACAAUGCUAAUGCUGACGCCAGCGGGAGUGCUUCGAGGUCUGCUUGCUUGAAAUCGUCGGCACUACUGGCCGCCCCGUGUAGCAACUGCACUGUGGCUUCCACCAGCUCAUGGAAAGUGUUGAACUGGGCAACAUCAGGGAGAGACGACUUGGUGUCCGCUGACAGGAGGUACAUUUUAAAAAUGUUGUCAUUUAGCAGACACUCUUAUCCAGAGUGACUUACAGUUAGUGAGUGCAUACAUUAUUUUUUUAUUUUUCAUACUGGCCCUCCGUGGGAAACGAACCCACAACACUGGCGUUGCAAACACCAUGUUCUACCAACUGAGCUACAUCCCUGCCGGCCAUUCCCUCCCCUACCCUGGACCAAUUGUGCUUCGCCCCAUGGGUCUCCCGGUCGCAGCCGGCUACGACAGAGCCUGGAUUCGAACCAGGAUCUCUAGUGGCACAGCUAACACUGCGAUGCAGUGCCUUAGACCACUGCGCCACUCGGAAGGUUGCUUCAACAGCUCCUCUGCUUCGUCAGGAGGUACUUGGUCUGGUCUUCUGGUCAAGACUGCGACAGCGUCUUGCCACGUGUGAUAUCGUCAGCCGGAUUUCUCUCCGUGUCCACGUAACGCCAGGCCUGGGGGUCUGUUAUCUCCUGUAUUUCUGUGACUCUUGCGCCUACAAAUACUUUGUACCUGCAGGAGUCUGACUGGAGCCAGGUUAAGACUGUUGUAGAAUCCGACCAGUACGUGACCUCAUGGAUUUCCAGGGUGAGUUAUUUUCUGAUGACCACGGCCAGCUGGGCACCGGUGAGUGCAGCGCAGAGCUCGAGUCUUGGCAUCGACUGUUGUGGUUUUGGGGCCACUCUUGAUCUUGCUGCAAGGAAUGCUAUUUGGAUCCGUAUAUUGGUGUCUUCAGUAAGGAUGUAUGCAACGGCACAUACGCACGUUCUGAGGCAUCACUGAAGACGUGAACGCUUAUUGUGCUGGUUAGGAGGUCCAUGUCGGGGCUGACGUAACACCUUGGCAGUGUGACCUGAGACAGCUGUGGAAGUUUGUUCUCCCAAAUAAGCCACGCUUGGAGAAGAUCUUCAGGUAGGUCUGGGUCAUCCCACCCUCUUUUCUUAUUCCAGAGCCUCUGGACCACAACCUUGGGCCGUGUGGUGUAUGGGACGAUGAAGCCGAGUGGAUCGUACUGGCUGGCAAGGAUCCAAUAUAUGUUGCACAUGGUGGGUUAAAUUUUCUCCAUGUGACCUUGCUUGUAGCCAAGAGUGUCAGACAGACAUUGCCAUCGUAAUCCAAGGGUGUGCUCUUGGGGUUCAACACCAUCCUCGGUGAACCACAGCUCACCGUUCUCCAACCUGGACUCUUGAGGUACAGUGAGGGAAAAAAGUAUUUGAUCCCCUGCUGAUUUUGUACGUUUGCCCACUGACAAAGAAAUGAUCAGUCUAUAAGUUGUCUGUUUAUUUGAACAGUGAGAGACAGAAUAACAACAAAAAAAUCCAGAAAAAAACUCAUGUCAAAAAUUUUAUAAAUUGAUUUGCAUUUUAAUGAGGGAAAUAAGUAUUUGACCCCCUCUCAAUUAGAAAGAUUUCUGGCUCCAAGGUGUUUUUUAUACAGGUAACGAGCUGAGAUUAGGAGCACACUCUUAAAGGGAGUGCUCCUAAUCUCAGCUUGUUACCUGUAUAAAAGACACCUGUCCACAGAAGCAAUCAAUCAAUCAGAUUCCAAACUCUCCACCAUGGCCAAGACCAAAGAGCUCUCCAAGGAUGUCAGGGACAAGAUUGUAGACCUACACAAGGCAGGAAUGGGCUACAAGACCAUCGCCAAGCAGCUUGGUAAGAAGGUGACAACAGUUGGUGCGAUUAUUCGCAAAUGGAAGAAACACAAAAUAACUGUCAAUCUCCCUCGGCCUGGGGCUCCAUGCAAGAUCUCACCUUGUGGAGUUGCAAUGCGGUGAGGAAUCAGCCCAGAACUACACGGGAGGAUCUUGUCAAUGAUCUCAAAGCAGCUGGGACCAUAGUCACCAAGAAAACAAUUGGUAACACACUACGCCGUGAAGGACUGAAAUCCUGCAGCGCCCGCAAGGUCCCCCUGCCCAAGAAAGCACAUAUACAGGCCCGUCUGAAGUUUGCCAAUGAACAUAUGAAUGAUUCAGAGGAGAACUGGGUGAAAGUGUUGUGGUCAGAUGAGACCAAAAUCAAGCUCUUUGGCAUCAACUCAAUUCGCCGUGUUUGGAGGAGGAGGAAUGCUGCCUAUGACCGUAACAACACCAUCCCCACCAUCAAACAUGGAGGUGGAAACAUUAUGCUUUUGGGGGUGUUUUUCUGCUAAGGGGACAGGACAACUUCACCACAUCAAAGGGACGAUGGACGGGGCCAUGUACCGUCAAAUCUUGGGUGAGAACCUCCUUCCCUCAGCCAGGGCAUUGAAAAUGGGUCGUGGAUGGGUAUUCCAGCAUGACAAUGACCCAAAACACACGGCCAAGGCAACAAAGGAGUGGCUCAAGAAGAAGCACAUUAAGGUCCUGGAGUGGCCUAGCCAGUCUCCAGACCUUAAUCCCAUAGAAAAUCUGUGGAGGGAGCUGAAGGUUCGAGUUGCCAAAUGUCAGCCUCGAAACCUUAAUGACUUGGAGAAGAUCUGCAAAGAGGAGUGGGACAAAAUCCCUACUGAGAUGUGAGCAAACCUGGUGGCCAACUACAAGAAACGUCUGACCUCUGUGAUUGCCAACAAGGGUUUUGCCUACCAAGUACUAAGUCAUGUUUUGCAGAGGGGUCAAAUACUUAUUUCCCUCAUUAAAAUGCAAAUCAAUUUAUAAAAUUUUUGACAUGCAUUUUUCUGGAUUAUUUUGUUGUUAUUCUGUCUCUCACUGUUCAAAUAAACCUACUAUUAAAAUGAUAGACUGAUCAUGUCUUUGUCAGUGGGCAAACGUACAAAAUCAGCAGGGGAUCAAAUACUUUUUUCCCUCACUGUAGGUGUUUCGAUGACUGCUGGAAAGUUGCUGGCCCAAUGGCAUAGAUCGAAUCCUCCCUCAGCAAGAAGGGGCUUCAGCUUGUCCACCAGUUUCUUGGCUUCAUCCACAGAGGGGAGGCUUUGUAGACAGUUGUCUACAUAGAAACAGCGUUCUAUAGAAAAGCGCACAUCUUCUUCGGGCUCACUGUGGUCGAACACAUGCUUCUGAAGGGCAAACGUGGCACAGCAGGGGCUAUAUGUCGUCCCAAAGGGAAGAACCUGCCACUCAUAGACAUCAGUGUAAUCAUCACGGUUUAGGUCUCGCCACAGAAACCGGAGAAGAGGCUGGUCACAGAAACCGGAGAAGAGGCUGGUCUUCGGGUAGCAGGUGGACAUGAUGGAACAUCCCCUUUAUGUCACUGCUGAUGGCCACAGAGUGUUACCGGAAACGGAUAAGGACUCUAAGCAGAGUAGCUCCCAAGGUAUGUCCAGGAAAUAGUUGUUCGUUCAAGCUCUUGCCCCUGUAGUUGAAGGAAAGGUUGAAGACAACUUUAUUUUUCCCAUUGUGAUGGACCAUAUGAUGGGGAAUGUACCAACCUUGGUACUCGUGGACUGCUACUGGGGAUACCUUCUUAACGUGGCCGGACUCCACCAGCUUGUGAAUCUCUGCGUUGUACACUGCUUUCUCUGGAUCCUUGGACAGACGCUUCUCUGUCCCUCGCAGAUGAGCCAGUACUGCUUCCUUUGGAGCUUCUAAGGGAGGAAGGUUCUUCUUCCACAGAAGAGGAGUGUCGUACCUUUGAACCCCGUCCACUUUGACCCUGACUGCCUUUUCCUCCAGUAGAUGCAUAGCUUUUACAUCUUGUCUGGACAAUGUGUGAUGAACUUCUCACUCCUGUACGGUAGCAUAUCCAACUGCCAGAGCUUCUCUACAUGGCUGAAGAGCUCUCCAGAUGGAGAGACAAGGGAUGUAUGAAGGCACUGUUGUGGAGCAAGACUUUGCUGCAGGAACUUUGAAGGACCUUGAAGGGUCCAUCCGAGCUGUCUUGAUAGCGGCAUGUCUGCCAGGGGGAUCCAAACACACUGGAUCCGUCGGGGUGAUUAGAUGGGGCUAGUCUGAUCCGAUAAGCAGUAACGGCUGUGCCUGGUCCAGCGGUGGAAGGAGUAGACCUUUGAGGUGCCGAUAUCGUUUCUUAAGGGCUUCGACUGGGUAGGUAUGUGGUGCAAGGCCCAACUCUUCAGCUGUGAAGGCUCUGUGGAUGUCAAAGUACCUGUUUGGUUGAGUAACAGGGGCCACAGAGCAUGACACAGAAGCUCCAUGGACGACUCAGAUAUCUUGACGCACUGUACGAAGUGCCAAGUCCUCAGGAUUUCCUUGGAGGCCUUCCCAUCGUCCAACAGGGCGUACGUGCAAGUGACUUGUUGCCGCUCCGCAAGAUGACUCGACUCAUCUUCAGCAGCACCUUGCUGCUGCCGGAAGGUCGAAGGUCGAUCAACAUAGGCAAAUGCUCUCUGUUGAUGCCUUUGUGCUGGCGGUCUUCAUAGCGUUUAUGCUAGUGUUCUUUGUAGCAGUCGGGCUAGUGUUGACUUCGUGGAGAAUCUCAAGAUGCUUCUUCUUGCACUUCUUGCACUUAGCCUUGAGAGUACACUGAGCUGCUUGGUGUUCGCGCACACACUUCCAACAUCUUUCAUUUGUCUUGAUCCAGGAUUAUUUAUGUUCUUUGGAAAGGAGCUGAAAGUUGGUGCAUUGAUUCAUAUAAUGCUGCGUGGUGUUGCAGAACGGACAAUACUUAUUUGGCUUUUCCCGUGACCUUUCCUCUGGAGACUGGUUCUGUGCAGAGAGUUUGACUUCGUCCUUUCUCUGCUCACAUCCAUGGAGGAUGGUGAUGGUCUUGGGGAAUGAUUUGUCUUUACACUGAUCUCAGCGUGAACUAGGGUGGUCCCUGCUUUGUUUGCAACUGAACUGCGUGGCAUCUAAUUGCACUCUCACCUCUUACUCGAGCCACUCUGCCAGGUAGAGGCAGGUUGGAAUGGGUGUCUUAAUGGGGUUCACACAUCUCUUGAAGCUGGCUCUUCAGUAUGUCCAUUAGUCCCUAGCUGAUCCAAAAUGCCAACCAAGGCAUGCACCCUCAGAGCGAAUCUUCGGAAUGCCUUGGUGUCACCACUCUUGAUGUUGGGGCCAUCCAUUAACACUGGCUGGCCAUACAGUUCUGUGAGGGACUCCAUGGUGGCACUGUAUGGGUACCUGCUGUUGCUGUAGGAGUUGGCAAUUAGCAAAGCCUCUUCCAACUUCAGGUGGUCCACCAAUAUCUGAAACUUGAAGCACCCUGUUGUAUCUACAGGCAGCACAUUGUUGAGGGCCACCUUCAGCCUUGCAAACUCUUACGGGUCUUCAUUGAUGAAGUUGGGGAUGGUAGGAGUUGGUCCACCGUAGACGCGCUCCCGGCUGGGUGGAGAAGGUGUGCGGUGACGGUCAGGCGAGUUGUCGCAGUGGCGAUGGUCAGGUAAGGGGUGAUACAAUACAAUACAAUACAAUAUGCCAUUUAGCAGACACUUUUAUCCAAAGCGACUUACAGUCCAAGUUAAUAUGUACAGUGCUGAAAACGGAUUUCAGUGGGAAUUCCAUUCAUUCACUGUGUCAACAGAAAAAAAGUGAAUACUGAAGAUCAUGCUCUGCUCUGAUCUUUGUAAAGUAAUAAACAAAUGUAAAAAAAUAAAUAUAAUUUGGCAACUAGAUAUAUCUGUGUCAUACUGUGAUGUGUUCAUUACGCGAGAAACUCUUUGGAAGAAGACCGAUAUUGCGGUGAAACAAAAGUGUGUCUUCAUUGGCUCCCACCAACACAGCAUUGUCUUUAGUACAUUUUGUAUUAUUGUCCACAUUGCACCUGAAAUACUGCUCCUCAGCUGACCCUCUUUGGGAUAUGGGAUGCAUCUCCCCACCACACUCUUUUGACUAACUAUAGGUUAGUCUCAUGCUUAUUGGGUACACAAUAAACCAAUGGGGAUCUGAGUCAAUUCGGUGCAGUAGGCAAUAAAAAAGAAUGAAAAAGGAAACAUUGCAUGGAUGAAGAACUUCCUAUCUAUCAAGCAGCCUGAUGCACAUGUGGAGUUAAAGACAUCCUCAAAGAAAAUAUGACCAAUCUUUGCCAUCUUUGGUUAAUAAAAUUAUAAAAUCUUAUAAACAAGAUUUAAAACAUAACUAUUCCUUUAAAAUGAAAGAAAAGUUCAGGAGGAGGACUGCAGCAGCAGGCAGUGGUCCUUCAGGGCAUUGUGUGGGAUAAGGGGGUAGGAUUGGUCCUGACAGGGAGAGAGGGUGUUUGGAGGGGGUCAGGUGAGUAGUCGCGGCGGCUAUGGUCAGGUGAGUAGUCGCGGUGGUGACGAUCAGGUGUAGGCUGACCGUAGCGGUCAGGUGAGUACUCGCAACGGUCAGGUGAGUAGGCGCGGCGGCGACGGUUAGGUGCAGGCUGACGACGGCGAUCAGGUGUAGGCUGACCGCAGCGGUUAGGUGAGGGCUGACGUUGGCGAUCCUGUGAAGUCAGCCCUCUAGGUGGCGCUGUAGGGAUAUGAGUUCUGCAAUAAGAAGUCGACCGGUCUCGCUGGUGCGAUGGCUCACAACGUCGAGGGGUUGACUGAGUAGAUGAUGACGGUGGGGUUGACUGGUCUAAGAAGGAGAGCCCUCUGAUUUUCAAUGAGCUGCUCUAUCUUAUCCCGCUGCCUUUGUGACUGCAGUUUAUCAUCUCUGGUUGUCACCAGCUGUGCCCGCUCAGGCUGACUUUGAUGAUGACAAUCUCUAGUCGAGGUGCGCCUGCUAUGGGGGGUCGGUGAGUUGGCCAUUGAUGAAGAUGAGGCUCCAUCCUCACUGUUGCGGGUCAGCCUGGGUAGUGACUUGAACUGUUGGGGACCUAUUGAAGCGGAUGAAUUUGGCUCUUCCGAUAGCUCCAGUAUCUCCCGUGUCAACUUCUCAGUUUUCCUCUCCUAUCAGAUUCAGGCACGUUACGACUGUUCUGGAAGAAGAAUGGGUAAUUAAUUCCACUCACAGCGCCCUCUGCUCAUGGUCCCUCGUUGGAGUGGUGUGUUGGUGUGUGUGGUGUCUGCCUUGAUUCGUAGCUUAUAGUCGACCUGACGAUGUGGGGGGCGAGUCUGACGGCGGGGACGAACCACAACUUGUGGAGGAUCUUCUCUGGAGACUGGCAUCCUUGAACUCUGGCAGUUACUGAAUCCGGCUCGAAGGACCAUGAAAAAUAUGGGUUGUUUAUGAAUUCGAAGGACCAAUAAAAAGGGAUAAAAAAUGUAGGGGCUGGAUUUUAGGCCGGUAGCAACCACCACAGGGUGUCCGUUCAGAACACGAGGAAGCAGUAGUUCCAGUUCAAGGUUUAAUGAAGAGCCACACACACACAAACACAUACAACACCACUCUCUCUGAUACUAAUUGUGGUUCUGUAAAGAAAAGAGGAGAACUUAGGCUAUAGCACAGUAUGGGAAAAAUAUGCCUAUUUGCAUGUUAACAACUAAACAUGCUAUGUGGACCAAAACACAUGAUAGAUGCACAAAGAACAAAAGAGCAAUGUAGAAAUAACUACACAUUAUAAAACAACAUAGAAGCAUGAGUGAUCUACAACCGAAAAUAGCCUAGCACAACAGACAAAUGCUAACAAAUGCUAAUCACUAAUAAGCAUGCUAAAUUGUCAUGCAUUCCAGAUGACAAUGCUAACGCUAGCGGGAGUACGCAAGCAAACAAGUUUAAGACAAAUGGUACAUAUUUACAACAGACACUAUUUAGCUCCAAACAACAAUACAUCAGGAUUUUGGUACUUACAUUUAGCUGCACGCACAAUAAACAUCAGAAAGAAAAGCAAUUUCUUCUAAGGAGGUAGUAUAAGCAGGAGAGAAAAACAGGUUGGUCAUCAGAAUGGAAACUAUAGACUGCCUGAAGCCCUGCCUGGUCGGGUAUUAGGCUAAGUCCUGGGGAAAAAGGCUGCUGAUUGGCUAAUAAAAUGAUGAUGUUUGGCAUGACCUUAUUCCAAUAGAAAAACCAAAAUAAAGUUGGCGUGUUGGAAAGGAGAUGAGCUGGCCGUUUCUACAGUUGGAAAAAAGCAGAGCGCUGGCUUUGACAGGUCCAAAUUGCCAACAAGCGUGAGUUUGACAAUUGUGCUGGCUUUUCACUAAUAUAGUCACAAUAUCGGCAUAUUUCAGGUCAUUCAGGGAUUCAGCCCUCAGUGGUCACUUUACCACCUUCCCUAAACAACAGCCAUAUAAAUAUACUUACUAGAUGGGACAAAGUGUCUCAGACUGCAACAACUUAACUGGAACACUUAUGGGUACACUUUUAGUCUCAUCCUAGUUUUAUACCUAUGGGUCCACCCAACACAUGACAUUGACUUGAAUUCUACUAAUUACAUUUCAAUGGGAUGAGCAUUCCCUACCACAGUCCUAAUAUUAACAUAAAAAAUAUGUGAAAUACACACACUGCUCUCAAAUAGGGGGUUAGAUGGCCCAGACAAAGAUAUCUUGAAAACAACAUACACUACAUGAUCAAAAGAAUGUGGACACAUUCCAAAAUCAUUGGCAUUAAUAUGGAGUUGGUACCCCCUCUGAUGCUAUAACAUCCUACACUCUUCUGGGAAGGCUUUCCACUAGAUGUUGGAACAUCGCUGUGGGGACUUGCUUCCAUUCAGCCACCAGAUCAUUAGUGAGGUCAUCCCAAAGGUGUUCGAUGGGGUUGAGGUCAGGGCUCUGUGCAGGCCAGUCAAGUUCUUCCACACCGAUCUCAACAAACCAUUUCUGUAUGGACCUCGCUUUGUGCACAGGGUCAGUGUCAUGCUGAAACAGGAAAGGACCUUCCCCAAACUGUUGCCACAAAGUUGGAAGCACAUAAUUGUAUAGAAUGUCAUUGUAUGCUGUAGCGUUAAGAUUUCCCUUCACUGGAACUAAGGGGCCCAGACUAUUAUUCCUCCACCAAACUUUACAGUUGGCACUAUGCAUUGGGGCAGGUAGCGUUCUCCUGGCAUCUGCCAAACCCAGAUUAGUCUGUCAGACUUCGAGAUGGUGAAGCAUGAUUCAUCACUCCAGAGAACGUGUUUCCACUGCUGCAGAGUCCAAUGGCGGCGAACUUUACACCACUCCAGCCGACGCUUGGCAUUGUGCAUGGUGAUCUUAGGCUUCUGUGCGGCUGCUUGGCCAUGGAAACCCAUUUCGUGAAGCUCCCGACUAACAGUUAUUGUGCUGACGUUGCUUCCAGAGGCAGUUUGGAACUCGGUAGUGAGUGUUGCAACCGAGGACAGACGAUUUUUACGCACUACGCGCUUCAGCACUCAGAGGUCCCAUUCCUUGUGUGGCCUACCACUUCGUGGAUGAGCCGUUGUGGCUCCUAGACAUUUCCACUUCACAAUAACAGUGCUUACAGUUAACAGGGGCAGCUCUAGCAUGGCAGAAAUUUGGUUAAAUGAAUUGUUGGAAAUGUGGCAUACUAUAAUGAUGCCACGUUGAAAGACUGAGCUCUUCAGUAAGGCCAUUCUACUGACAAUGUUUGUAUAUAGAGAUUGCAUGGAUGUGUGCUCAAUUUUAUACACCUGUCAGCAACGGUUGUGGCUGAAAUAACCAAAUCCACUAAUUUGAAGGGAUGUCCUCAUACUUUUGUAUAUACAGUGCAUUCGUAAAGUAUUCAGACCCCUUCCCUUUUUCCACAAUUUAUUACGUUACAGCUUUAUUCUAAAAUUGAUUAAAUCAUAUUUUUUCCUCAUCAAUCACACACAAUACCACAUAAUGACAAUGCACAAUCACACACAAUACCACAUAAUGACAACGCGAAAACAGGUUUUUAGAAUACAAAAAAACAAACACAAAUACCUUAUUUAACUAAGUAGUCAGACCCUUUGCUAUGAGACUCGAAAUUGAGCUCAGGUGCAUCCUUUUUCCAUUGAGCAUCCUUGAGAUGUUUCUACAACUUGAUUGGAGUCCACCUGUGGUAAAUUAAAUUGAUUGGACAUGAUUUGGAAAGGCACACACCUGUCUAUAUAAGGUCCCACAGUUGACAGUUUAUGUCAGUGCAAUAACCAAGGUUGAAGGAAUUGUCCGUAGAGCUCCGAGACAGGAUUGUGUUGAGGCACAGACCUGGGGAAGGGUACCAAAACAUUUCUGCAGCAUUGAAAGUCCCAAAGAACAGUGGCCUCCAUCAUUCUUAAAUGGAAGAAGUUUGGAACCACCAAGACUCUUCCUAGAACUGGCCGCACAGUCAAAUUGAGCAAUCGUGAAAGAAGGGCCUUGGUCAGGGAGGUGACCAAGAACCCGAUUGUCACUCUGACAGAGCUCCAGAGUUCCUCUGUGGAGAUGGGAGAACCUUCCAGAAGGACAACCAUCUCUGCAGCAUACCACCAAUCAGGCCUUUAUGGUAGAGUGGCCAGACGGAAGCCACUCCUCAGUUAAAGGCACAUGACAGCCCGCUUGGAGUUUGCCAAAAGGCACCUAAAGGACUCAGACCAUGAGAAACAAGAAUCUCUGGUCUGAUGAGACCAAUAUUGACGUAUUUGGUCUAAAUGCCAAGAGUCUCGUCUAGAGGAAACCUGGCACCAUCCCUACGGUGAAGCAUGGUGGUGGCAGGGACUGGGAGUCUAGUUAGGAUCGAGGGAAAGAUGAAUGGAGCAAAGAACAGCGAGAUCCUUGAUGAAAUUUGAUUUAUUUUUUAUACAUUUGCAAACAUUUCUAAAAACCUGUUUUUGCUUUGUCAUUAUGGGGUAUUGUGUGUAGAUUGAUGAGGGAAAACUAAAAUUUAAUCAAUUUUAGAAUAAGGCUGUAACGUAACAACAUUUGGAAAAGGUCAAGGGGUCUGAAUACUUUCCAAAUGCACUGUAUUGUGUACUUCUGAGAGAAAAUUCAAUUUAACGGUGCAUGAUGCUAAAAUCAAAAGUUGCCAAGUGUGAAAAAGAGAAGCAAUGUGUUCUCUUUAGUACAUUGAACUUCACAGUAGGGCAUCACUCCAGAACCAUCUACAUUACAAUACAUCUAGAGUACGUUAUAUACUCUUAUAUGAGAAGAGUAGCUCUUAAGGCUGUGUAAUAACUACAUGCUUCACUUCUCAAUGUGUUAGCCAGAAUACUAUACCACUGCACGGAAGGCUAACCCCAAACCGAUCUACUGUAUCUCAUCAUCUGUAGUCCUAUGUGCUUGACUUUGCCAUUGUCUCAAUGCUCAUCUGUGAUGUGUGAAGUCACAGAGCUCGAGAAACACAAGUCAAAUCCAAGUAAAGGGCUAGCAGGCUAACACGGUGAAUGAUCUUACACACAGUCUUCAGAUGAAGAAGCCCUAAACACUGUCACUACCGUGACAGACCAAACCUAGAAGCCAGGAGAAGAGGUUUUGGUCUCUUCUCCUGCGUUAUUCAUGCAGAAUGACGUACUCGUCGACAGGAAGAAAGAGAAAAAGAGAGAGAUGGGGGAGGGAUAA
Coregonus sp. 'balchen' is the source of this 21775-nucleotide messenger RNA. The record is from the annotation of a GenBank genome assembly. Lineage: Eukaryota; Metazoa; Chordata; Actinopteri; Salmoniformes; Salmonidae.